UCGUGAUAUUUAAUUCACAUCUUCCGGUUUAAAAUAUUUUGGCACUUUCUGAUUUGUUAACUGAGUAGGCCUGAAUCUUCUUACCCCGGAAAACAUAGAGUAACGCGAUAGGACCGGGGGACUAACGUAAGAGCGGGGGUGAGGAAUUGUAUACCAUACCGUAAGUCCUGGGAAAGCAACUAACGUGAGAGCGGGGUACACAAACAGGUAUCUGUGACCCAUCAUUUUCUGAGACCGCAGGGAGCGAUAGAACGCAGGCUCCUGCAUAUCACCUAAUUCUGGAGGGCAUCUUGAUAUUAUGGAUAAUCAGACUUUUAUUCUCCAAGACCUACAAACUUCAUGAGACUUACAAACUGACAGAAAGGGAAAAAGAGGACCUGAUAGAAGAAUGGCAGCCAGAUCUUCUUGUCCCUCUAAUCUCAAAAGACCAUCCUUCCCUUAAAUACAACAUUGUUUCAGGACCACCCAGCCAUAAAAUCAUAGUCAAUGGAAAAGAGUGCAUUAAUUUUGCCUCUUUUAACUUUUUGGGACUCCUUGACAAUGAACGUGUAAAGGAAAAGGCUUUGAUGUCACUAAAAAAAUACGGUGUUGGCACAUGUGGUCCAAGAGGCUUUUAUGGAACAUUUGAUGUCCAUUUAGAACUGGAGAAUCGCCUUGCCAAAUUCAUGAAAACAGAGGAGGCCAUUAUCUAUUCAUAUGGCUUUGCAACUAUGGCUAGUGCGAUUCCGGCCUACUCAAAAAGAGGGGACAUGAUCUUUGUGGAUGAAGCUGCCUGUUUCUCCAUCCAGAAAGGCCUUCAGGCAUCCCGCAGCUUCAUCAAAUACUUCAAACACAAUGACAUGGAGGAUCUGGAGAGGCUGCUAAAGGAACAAGAGGUGGAGGACCAGAAGAAUCCUCGUAAAGCUCGAGUGACGCGGAAGUUCAUUGUGGUUGAGGGAAUGUACAUCAACACUGCAGAUAUUUGUCCUCUCCCUGAACUGGUCAAGCUCAAGUAUAGAUACAAGGUGCGGAUCUUUUUGGAGGAAAGCAUGUCUUUUGGUGUGUUGGGUGAACAUGGCAAAGGUGUCACAGAACACUUUGGCGUGAAUAUUGAUGACAUCGAUCUGAUCAGCGCUAACAUGGAGAAUGCUGUGGCCUCCAUUGGAGGAUUCUGCUGUGGCCGUUCCUUUGUCAUUGAUCAUCAACGUCUGUCAGGACAGGGCUAUUGUUUUUCUGCCUCCCUGCCACCAAUGCUGGCUGCAGCUGCCAUUGAGGCUCUGAACAUCAUGGAGGAGGAUCCAGGUAUUUUCAUUGUUCUAAGAGAAAAAUGCAAACUUGUUUAUAAAGCUUUACAAGGAAUUCCAGGUCUGAAGUUGGUAGGAGAACCAUUUGCCCCAGCUCUUCAUCUACAACUAGAAAAGAGUUCCGGCUCCAGAAGCUCUGACAUGCAGCUGCUCCGCUCCAUUGUAGAUUAUUGUUUGGAACGAAAAGUUGCUUUGACUCUUGCUCAGUAUCUGGAAAAAGAAGAGCGAUUCCUUACCCCUCCCAGCAUCAGGGUAGUGGUCACCGUCGAACAGAAGGAUGACGACAUUCAGAAGGCUGUGUCCUGUAUCAGAGAAGCUGCCUCAGUUCUCCUCAAAUAGCAGCAAACCUUUCACAAACUUGUAAUUACAAGUUUACUGGGAAGCAGAUCUGGGGGGAACAUUGAGAAACACUGAAAGCUCCAAUUCAAACUCUAAAGUCUCCACACUCAGUGUAACAGUAAGAUCUGUCAUUUUUAUUUCAUGUCUUAAAACCAUGUCAUCAUAAGAGAUUAAUUCAUAUAUAGAGCAAUAAUUGUUGUUUAUUGCCAUGAAUAUCAAUAUGGAACUUUUCUGGCCUUUAGGCUAAAAGAAAAUGAGGGCCCCCAGCAUUUAAAACAAAAUUGUUUCAGUCUGUCCACUGCUUAUCACAAACGGGUGAUGUACUUUUUUAUCUAAUGACCAAAAGGACACCUUGCUUUUUGUUUAACCUGUCAGCAGGCUACUGGAACAUAAACAUGUCCUCUGACUGAGUUUGAAUGCCACUAAAAUUAACUAGAAAUACAUGAUUGUUCCUUUGGAAUCACAUGUUCAUUUUUGAUACAUGUACUUUGUGAGGGGUUACUGCAGCUAUGAUUUUUAUUAAAAUAUAUAAUGUAAAAUGUA
Messenger RNA from Gambusia affinis (western mosquitofish), 2165 nucleotides. RefSeq names its product serine palmitoyltransferase, long chain base subunit 1 (gene sptlc1). The record is from RefSeq and is a predicted model, not a curated record. The transcript has 15 exons. Lineage: Eukaryota; Metazoa; Chordata; Actinopteri; Cyprinodontiformes; Poeciliidae. Gene Ontology annotation, cellular component: endoplasmic reticulum. Gene Ontology annotation, molecular function: serine C-palmitoyltransferase activity; pyridoxal phosphate binding. Bases 567 to 1622 code for a protein of 351 amino acids. Gene Ontology annotation, biological process: ceramide biosynthetic process; sphingosine biosynthetic process.